GGGCUAUGCCGGAAGUGAUGCUAUGCCUCCUAGCGGCUAGCUUACCGAUCGUAGCUAAAGCACACAAUCACUUCUGAAGGACGGAAAGAAACGUAGUCGUUGUCCGGAACCGUUUUCUCCCUUUUGUGUCUUUUUAGCGCCGUAAGGUGAACCCAGCAGACUGAGAGCGCAGGAAAGCGUUUUGGUCAUGUCGGGGCAGAAGAAAGGCGUUGCGACGCGGCAACAGAAGUGUGCCUUCUGCAGAACCAGCCGGGACAAAGAGUGCGGCCAGCUCCUGGUGUCUGACAGCCAGAAGGUGGCAGCCCACCACAAGUGCAUGCUUUUCUCCUCAGCUUUGGUCACGUCGCACGCAGACAGUGACAACAUCGGAGGCUUUUCCAUUGAAGAUGUUAAAAAAGAGAUCAAGAGGGGAAAUAAAUUGAUGUGUUCGUCAUGUCACCGACCGGGCGCCACCAUCGGCUGCGACGUCAAAACCUGCAGAAGGACGUAUCACUACUAUUGCGCCAUGAAGGACAAAGCCCAGAUCAAGGAGAACCCCUCACAAGGGAUUUACCUCGUUUACUGUCGCAAACAUCGGGAUGCUGCUCUGGACGACGUUGAAGACGAAGAAGAAGAAGGAGAUGUGGCCAACGACUCGGACUCCUCGCCUCCACAAAGCAGAGGCAGAGGGAGGUUAGAGAAGGCCCGGGCCAAGGUCGCCUCUCGCGGCCAGUCAGAAGAAAGUCGCUCCGCCUCCUCGCAAGCUGCAGACGAGGACAGCUCCUCGCACCGGGACAGGUCCCCUCUCCGGAGCAGCCCGGCAGACAGCGGCCAGCGCUGCGGGUUCUGCCACGCCGGCGAGGAGGAGAACGAAACGAGAGGAAUGCUGCACUCGGACAACUCCAAGAAAGUGGCCGCUCACUACAAGUGCAUGCUCUUUUCCUCGGGGACGGUACAGCUAACCACGACAUCGCGAGCAGAAUUUGGUAACUUUGAUGUGAAAACGGUCAUCCAAGAAAUCAAGAGGGGCAAAAGAAUGAAGUGCACAUUGUGCGGUCAGUUGGGCGCCACCAUCGGAUGUGAAAUCAAGGCGUGCGUGAAGACCUACCACUAUCACUGCGGCCUGCAGGACAAGGCCAAGUACAUCGAAAACAUGGCCCGCGGCAUCUACAAACUUUAUUGUAAGAACCACAGCGGCAAUGAGGAGCGGGACGAAGAAGACGAAGAGCGGGAGAACCGCAGUCGAGAGAGGGCAGCGAUCGAUCACGGAGGAACGCCGUCCACACAAGUGAACGGCAACUAGGUUGGGUCCAAGAGGUUUGAUGAGGAGGAAAACAGAAGACGACAGGAGUGAUAUUUUUUUAUACCAAAUCUUAGCCUCCUCACGCGGUUUAGGAGCUCCCUCAAAGACUUUUCUUCCAGUGGUUGGACGUAAUGUUCCAAUGUACACCAGAUGUUGUCUUUAUAUGAAACCCUGCUUUAAAGCUUUUCACAGACCAGUGCUUCUGUUGGGCUCCGGAGGGCCUCAGCCUCAUGGAAAUCCACCACUAAUCUCUCCAGAUUGGGUUAAGGGCGCGGAUUAGCAAUGGACCGAUCUCUGUAACUCACUGCCCACGUCCCCUCAGAUUACAGGAACCGCAGCUGCUGAAGGUCUCCGGAGGACUCACUUUGAAGAGGGGUUCAUUUGUUACUAGUCUCUAUGAAGUCGUGCAGUUUGAUUACCUUGUUUCUGUAAUCGUGUCUUAAUACUCUUUCAUGUUAGCCAUUCUUUCUUAUUCGACAUCUUUUGCUACGGCGUUAUCUUCAUGAGAACUUCUGACGGUCCGAGUUUGGAGCAGUCACGAGUUUUUGCCGGCAUGCUUCCCACCCACGGAGGUGGUGUUUUUCAUUUGGCUGCUGACAGGAAUCGCGGAGGCCUUUAGGGGCAGCCGGCUCCUCUCUGUUCUCAACAAAUGUAUCCAUGAAUGAUUUGAAUAGAAAAUAUUUUUAUUUUACA
Oryzias melastigma (Indian medaka) is the source of this 1975-nucleotide messenger RNA. It is a transcript of the gene phf6, whose product is annotated as PHD finger protein 6. The transcript is spliced from 11 exons. Gene Ontology annotation, cellular component: nucleus. NCBI's taxonomy places the organism in Eukaryota, Metazoa, Chordata, Actinopteri, Beloniformes, Adrianichthyidae. The record is from RefSeq and is a predicted model, not a curated record. The coding region runs from base 188 to 1282 and encodes 364 amino acids.